This is a messenger RNA of Cyprinodon variegatus (sheepshead minnow), 445 nucleotides long. Its product is annotated as ATP synthase subunit g, mitochondrial-like. The record is from RefSeq and is a predicted model, not a curated record. The coding region runs from base 49 to 360 and encodes 103 amino acids. Lineage: Eukaryota; Metazoa; Chordata; Actinopteri; Cyprinodontiformes; Cyprinodontidae. Gene Ontology annotation, biological process: proton motive force-driven ATP synthesis. The transcript is spliced from 3 exons. Gene Ontology annotation, molecular function: proton transmembrane transporter activity.
UUUUUUUUCUUUUUCCUCUUUCCUCUUCUGUACAUAGGAGAUUCCACUAUGGCUCAAAAAGUCCAGAAACUUGUAGCUAAAGUUCCCACACUUCUGAGUGCCGCUGUCACAUACUCCAAACCUCGGCUUGCGACCUUCUGGUACUACGCCCGGGUGGAGCUGAUCCCUCCGUCCCCUGCUGAGGUCCCCAAAGCCAUAGAGGCCGCCAAGGGUCUGAUCAGGAGCUAUCAGACAGGACGCCUCACACAGAUCACAGUUAAAGAUGCCUUGAGGAAUGGACUGGUGACCACUGAGGUGCUGAUGUGGUUCUUUAUUGGAGAGUGCAUUGGCAAAGGGGGCCUGAUCGGAUAUGAUGUCUAAUGAAUGAAUUUCCUGUUAACUGACUUCUGAAUGUACUAUUGUCAACAAAUUCCACCUCAUUUUCAAAUAAAAUCAUGGAAUCAGU